AUGUUUUUCAGCCGCAACGUCACCUCUGAAAUUCUUCACCCUUCCCACAUCAAAUCUUACGGUGGGGCUUGCAAAUGGGUUCUCAACAUCCUCGUCAACCGGCUCGAAACAGAGUCCCAAAUUGACCAAGAUUAUGUGGGGGGAAGAGGGGUGGAGGCUGAGAGGGGGCGGGGUGUGUGGGGGUAA
Molecule: messenger RNA, 186 nt
Organism: Prunus armeniaca (apricot)
Lineage: Eukaryota; Viridiplantae; Streptophyta; Magnoliopsida; Rosales; Rosaceae
Source: the annotation of a GenBank genome assembly